This is a messenger RNA of Loa loa (African eye worm), 369 nucleotides long. RefSeq lists its product as hypothetical. The record is from RefSeq and is a predicted model, not a curated record. Lineage: Eukaryota; Metazoa; Nematoda; Chromadorea; Rhabditida; Onchocercidae. Bases 1 to 369 code for a protein of 122 amino acids. The transcript is spliced from 2 exons.
AUGGAAUACCUUCACAAAUGUGUAGCUUCUCAACAAAGAAAAGUAAAAUACGAGGGAAUAACCGCUGGGGAUACAGGUUCAUAUCAAUGUUAUCAUUACGCUUUCCGCCUGUUGUGGAACAUAUUGCUAACUUCACCUUUUGCAAACAUGCGUGCUUGUAUCUCUCACCUGAGAAAUGAGAAUAGGAAUUUUGAAGAGAUGGAAUUUUAUUAUCGCUGUUUUCUACAUCUUCUACGCAACAAUCAAGCUCAUGCAUUGCGCGAAGAAAUGAUGCAGGCAGGAUGUGAAGACAUCAAAAGAAUGUUGAUGCUGACAAAUAUCGAACGAGUGAUAAAACUGAUACAGAAUCCCCAUCAAGAAUGCAAUUGA